AGUGUUUGCAGGCAACACUGUAUAGUCACAACCUUCCCAUCUUGUGGCCAUACAGCCAAUAUUGCAUCUCUUCAAUCUUACCAUUUCUCUCUCUCUCUCUCUCUCUCUCUCUCUCUCUCUCUGUGCUUAUGGAAACAAACACCACUGUUGCCCCUCCAAAGCCAGAAAACCAUACCCAUAACCACCACCAUUCACAGUCUCAACCCCACCAUCUCCAUCACCACAAUACCCUCUCUUCCACCACCAUUCUCAUAAUCAUCUUUCCCAUCAUCACAAUUGCCGUACUCCUCACCAUCCUCCUCAUUACAGUAAUGCUUUGUCGUCGAAAAUCUGCGAAAAAUGACAACAGUAGCUGCACCAAACCCACCAUUAAUGGCAUCAACAGGAAUUGCAUGUUUAUUGGUCAGAGCGCCAUAAGCAUCAAUUCUAGCCCAGAUGUGAAGGGAGGGUGUCUUUAUGGAGGGAAUUCAGGCAGAAAUCCAACAUCUGCUAAGCAUAGAGGAGUCCAAGUUUACACCUACAAGGAGCUUGAAUUGGCCACAGACCAAUUUAGUGAAACAAAUGUGAUAGGGAAUGAGGGGUUUGGAGUGGUUUACAAAGGGGUCCUAUGUGAUGGUACUGUGGCUGCUAUCAAGAAACUACACAGGGAAGGCAAGCAAGGCGAACGCGCAUUUCGGAUUGAGGUGGACUUGCUAAGCCGCUUACACUCUCCCUACUUGACGGACUUGCUAGGCUACUGUGCAGACCAACACCACCGCCUCUUGAUAUUUGAAUUCAUGCCCAACGGCACACUCUAUCACCACCUCCAUCCUCCUCGCAACCAAUCCUGGUCGUUGAAUUGGGGGACCCGGCUGCGCAUAGCCCUCGAUUGUGCCCGGGCCCUUGAGGUCCUCCAUGAGCAUUCUGUGCCGUCGAUCAUCCACCGUGAUUUCAAGUCCAGCAAUGUACUCUUGGAUCAGAAUUUCCGGGCCAAAGUUUCCGAUUUUGGGUUGGCUAAAACAGGGUCGGAUAAGAUCAACGGUCUGAUUUCAACGCGCGUGCUGGGAACCACUGGAUAUCUAGCCCCCGAAUAUGCUUCAACAGGGAAACUUACUACAAAAUCAGAUGUAUACAGUUAUGGUGUGGUUCUUCUAGAGCUCUUGACCGGCCGUGUUCCGGUCGACACCAACCGGCCCCUUGGAGAACAUGUCCUUGUCUCUUGGGCUCUUCCAAGGCUAACUAACAGAGAAAAAGUGAUGGAAAUGGUCGACCCAUCUCUUAAAGGCCAAUACUCCAAAAAAGAUCUAAUCCAGGUGGCAGCCAUUGCAGCCAUGUGUGUGCAACCAGAAGCAGAUUAUAGGCCUCUAAUGUCAGAUGUGGUGCAGUCCUUAAUCCCUCUUGUUAAGAACCUCUCUUCUGUAUCACUAUGCCCCUCUUCUACUUAG
This is a messenger RNA of Camellia sinensis, 1424 nucleotides long. Lineage: Eukaryota; Viridiplantae; Streptophyta; Magnoliopsida; Ericales; Theaceae. The record is from RefSeq and is a predicted model, not a curated record.